Molecule: messenger RNA, 1081 nt
Organism: Drosophila erecta
Lineage: Eukaryota; Metazoa; Arthropoda; Insecta; Diptera; Drosophilidae
Product: meiotic recombination protein P22
Exons: 2
Coding region: 92-1081 (329 amino acids)
Source: RefSeq, a predicted model, not a curated record
UAAAUUGGGUGGCAGCCCUAAGCUUUUUCGAUAACAAGGUCCUGUUACUCAAUUCAUAAAAUCCUGUUAUCGCGCUAACUUAUAAAACGGAAUGGAUAGGAUAACAGUCACCCCGAGUCCAGCCUCCACCUACUGCUCCUUGGUUGGGGGUUCCCAGCACUCCCCAUUACGGCGAUCACAGCGCCUGAUCGACAAGGAAAAUCGCGAUUUGCCGAAGAUUCCGCCCAAAAGUCUUUCUCCUCAAUUGUUUGGAAACACUGAAGAUGAUUACAGUGAACUCUUGCAGCACCAAGAAAAAGUGGUUCACUUGAAGCCGGCAGCUAAGUUAGUGCACCUGAGAUCCUCGGCUGAUCUUCGAUCCCCAGCUAAAGUUCUCCAAUUGAAACCUUCGAAUAAAAUCGUCCACCUUAAGCCAUCGGAUAAGAUUGUCCACUUAAAGAGGUUAGAUGAUGCAAAGAAACCCGGAAAGAACACUCAAAAAAGAGAUCCUCCAAGGAAUUCACAAAAGAGGAGCACGCAAUGCACUCCCAAAAAACGUGGCCGAAAACCAAAGCAAACGGCUAAGGAAAAGCCCAAAAAACUGCAAUCAAGUAUUCCGAACGAUCAUCUAGGGAACACACCAUCGCCAUCGAAGCUGCCUGCGAAAUAUCCAGCACAUUUUGUUCAUCAACUUCCGCCCGCAGUAAAUGCCAGUUCUGCCGUUCGAAGUCGUUCCUUAUCUGCUCCGGCUAUGGAAUUCCGCGAUCUGUGCCUCACGCACGAUGAGAUUCAAACGGCGGAGCCACAUGGUGAAGUCAUAAACAAAUCGCCAUCGGAUCUCGACUCCGAUGUCUCCAUGAACAUCUCCCUGUCCGAUUCCAUUGGCGAAAUCUUCGGCACCAAGGACAUAAGCAGCAUUCUGACCAUGCAGCGACCACGUCAGUAUAUUUUGCUGGAGGAGCACCUGCCCACAUUGGCAACCAUGCUGAACGUGGACUUGGAGCGACUCCGCAGUGUCCUGGAAAUCACCCAGGGUUUAACCCACGAGCAGAUCCUACGCUUUCCGGUAAAACUAGAGGAGGAGGAACGGGAAGUAUCUUAA